AACAAUACAGUUAUCCUCCGCCUACUGCAAAAAAGGACAAACAACUAACUAACCGCACUCACUCACUCUCUUUCUCUCUCUCUCUCUAAAACUCCUCUUCCUCUUCAAAAGACUCAGAUCUGAAGCUUACGCCAUUGCUCACUAACAAAUUCCACUGCCAAAUUUUCAACCUCCACAGCUCCAUUUCUGAUUGUGAGGUGGAGUUGAAGUUGAUAUAAUUAAUUAAUGGCAAACUCGUGGCAACAUUAUUUGACCUACGAUCCAUCUCUAUCGCCUGCUGGUGUAAGAUCGAGGGAAUGGGAGGGUCCGUCGAGUUGGACUGAGUAUUUGGGUCCUGAUAUGAGUUUGCCAAUGACAUCGAGGGUGUCUAGGAAAAAGGGUGGUUCAGAUGGACAGGUUCAGAUUUCAUGUGGUGGGUAUCAUAAGGGUUUGAAUUUGGGGUGGGUAGUUCAACUUACUGAAGUAUCUGAAGGUAUUAUGGCGAAAAUGUAUAGAUUGAAUCAAAUAUUGGAUUGUCCGGAUCCAGUUGGUCAAGUGUUUUCGGAAGCAUUUUGGAAAGCGGGUGUGCUCCCAAAUUAUCCGAGGAUUUGCUUAUUGCUCUCGAAAAACUUUCCUGAGCAUUUCAGUAAAUUGCAGCUUGAACGAGUUGAUAAGGUUGCUUUGGAUGCUUUGAAUGAUGGUACUGAAGUUCAUUUGCAGAGUUUGGAGCCUUGGUUCCAGCUACUUCUUGACCUGAUGGCAUUCCGAGAACAAGCUCUGCGACUCAUAUUGGAUCUAAGUAGUACUGUUAUUACCUUGUUGCCCAAUCAGAACUCGCUUAUACUGCAUGCAUUUAUGGAUCUCUUUUGUUCCUUUGUCCGUGUUAAUCUUUUUUCUGAGAAGAUACCGAGGAAAAUGAUGCUACAAAUGUAUAACCUUCUGCAUGCCAUGUCAAGAAAUGAUAGUGACUGUGAUUUCUAUCAUCGGUUGGUUCAAUUUAUAGAUUCUUAUGAUCCACCAUUGAAAGGGUUACAAGAAGAUCUAAAAUUUGUCAGUCCACGUAUUGGAGAGGUUUUAGAGGCUGUGGGCCCUGUCAUUUUCCUAUCUACAGAUUCAAGGAAGCUUAGAAAUGAGGGAUUCCUUAGUCCAUAUCACCCUCGGUAUCCAGAUAUACUGACAAAUUCUGCUCACCCUGUGAGAGCCCAAGAUCUAGCAAAUAUUACUUCUUACAGGGAAUGGGUUCUACUUGGAUAUCUUGUUUGUCCAGAUGAGCUGCUUCGUGUCACUAGCAUUGAUAUCGCUCUGGUCGUACUGAAGGAAAAUUUGAUACUUACUGUAUUCCGGGAUGAGUAUGCACUUUUGCAUGAGGAUUAUCAGCUAUAUGUUUUGCCUCGGAUAUUAGAAUCGAAGAAGAUGGCCAAGUCUGGGCGUACUAAGCAAAAAGAAGCAGAUCUCGAGUACAGUGUGGCAAAGCACGUUGAGAAAAUGAUAAGCGUAGUGCACGAGCAAUCUCUUCUAUCGUGUGAUGCCAUUCACCAUGAGAGGAGAGUAUUAUUAAAACAAGAAAUAGGAAGAAUGGUACUGUUUUUUACUGAUCAGCCAAGUUUAUUGGCUCCAAACAUUCAGAUGGUAUUCUCUGCCCUGGCAUUGGCACAGUCUGAGGUUAUCUGGUAUUUCCAACAUGUAGGAAUUGCAUCAUCAAAAUCUAAAGCUGCUCGAGCAAUACCUGUUGACAUAGAUCCAAGUGAUCCAACUAUUGGCUUUUUACUAGAUGGAAUGGAUCAUCUAUGCUGUCUUGUGCGCAAGUAUAUUGCAGCUAUCCGAGGCUAUGCAUUAUCAUACCUGUCUUCAUGUGCUGGUAGAAUCCGGUUUUUGCUGGGAACUCCAGGAAUGGUGGCUCUUGAUCUUGAUGCUAGUUUAAAAGGGCUUUUCCAACAGAUUGUUCAGCAUUUGGAAAGCAUACCAAAACUGCAGGGUGAAAAUAUUUCCGCCAUCAUGUGUGAUUUAUCUGAGUUUCGCAAGGAUUGGUUGUCAAUAUUGUUGAUUGUCACAUCGGCUAGGUCAUCUAUAAACAUAAGACACUUGGAGAAAGCUACUGUCUCUACUGGAAAGGAAGGCUUACUGUCAGAAGGAAAUGCUGCAUACAAUUGGUCCAGAUGCGUUGAUGAAUUAGAGUUGCAAUUAUCAAAGCAUGGAACUCUUAAAAAGCUGUAUUUUUACCAUCAGCACCUUACAGUAGUCUUUCGGAACACCAUGUUUGGACCAGAAGGACGUCCUCAGCAUUGCUGUGCAUGGCUUGGUGUUGCUAGUAGCUUUCCAGAGUGUGCUUCUCCAAUUAUUCCAGAAGAGGUAACGAAAAUUGGGCGAGAUGCAGUCCUAUAUGUUGAGUCUCUUAUUGAAUCUAUCAUUGGAGGAUUGGAGGGAUUAAUCAAUAUUCUCGAUUCUGAAGGAGGAUUUGGUGCCUUAGAGGCUCAGCUUCUUCCAGAGCAGGCUGCUUUUUAUUUGAAUGACACAUCCAGAGUUUCAAUUCCUACAUCAAAAUCUACCAAGGGAGCAGUUGGCUUUCCUUUGCCUGGCCAUGAGAGCUACCCUGAAAAUAAUAGUGCUAUAAAAAUGUUGGAAGCUGCGAUGCAAAGGUUGGCCAACUUGUUUUCAGUUCUGAAUGAUAUGGAGCCUAUAUGUGUUCUAAACCAUGUCUUUGUUCUGAGGGAGUACAUGAGAGAGGGCAUACUUGGCAACUUCAGGAGGAGAUUGCUUGCAGUAUUAAAAGCUGACAAUGAUCUUCAACGGCCUUCUGUCCUAGAGUCCUUGAUUCACAGGCACUUGAACAUUGUCUAUCUAGCAGAGCAACAUAUCAGCAUGGACCUUACUCACGGUAUUCAAGAAGUUCUACUAAUUGAGGCCUUCUCAGGACCUGUGUCUUCUCUUCACUUGUUUGAAAAACCAGCAGAGCAGCUUACUGGGUCGGCCACUGAAGUUGUCUGCAACUGGUACAUCGAAAACAUUGUCAAGGAUGUAUCAGGUGCUGGAAUCCUUUUUACACCAAUCCACAAAUGCUUUAAAAGCACGAGGCCUGUUGGUGGAUAUUUUGCAGAGUCUGUCACCGAUCUCAGAGAAUUGCAGGCCUUUGUUCGUGUAUUUGGUGGCUAUGGCGUUGACAGGCUAGACAGAAUGAUGAAAGAGCACACAGCAGCACUAUUGAAUUGCAUUGACACAUCAUUACGGUCAAACCGUGAAGUGUUAGAGGCUGUUGCAGGCAGCAUGCAUUCUGGUGACAGAAUAGAAAGAGAGGCAUGCUCGAGGCAGAUGGUGGACUUGGACACAGUGAUUGGAUUUUGCGUUGAGGGAGGACAAGCACUUGCUUUUGAUCAGCUUCUUGCUGAAGCAGCUGGGGUCGUGCUUGAUGAGGGUGCACCCUUGAUAUAUUCACUACUGUCUGGGGUGGUUAAGCAUAUACCCGAACAUAUAUCUGAAAAGAAGGAAAUCAGAAGAAUAAGAGGGGUGGCAAACAGUCUUAAUAUAGUUGGAGAUCAUGAUUCGGAAUGGAUCAGAUCAAUUCUAGAGGAUGUUGGGGGUGCAAAUGAUGGUUCUUGGACAUUGUUGCCUUAUUUAUUUGCCACCUUCAUGACAUCAAAUAUAUGGAAUACAACUGGCUUCAAUGUUGAUACAGGGGGCUUCAACAACAAUAUCCAUUGUCUGGCAAGGUGCAUGAGUGCUGUGAUUGCUGGUAGUGAGAUAGUGAGAUUGGAACGCGAACAUCAGCAGAGACGACAGUCUCUCUCCAGUGGCCAUCUUGAUGAGGCUUUGGAUCCUGAAAUACAUAGCCGUUUGUCUGCUGAAGCACGUAUAAAGUCUGCAAUGCAGCUUUUUGUCAAAUUUGCAACUGGUAUUGUGCUAGAUUCUUGGAGUGAAGCCAAUAGAUCUAAUCUUGUAGCAAAGCUGAUUUUCUUGGACCAACUUUGUGAGAUCUCACCGUAUCUUCCAAGAAGCUCCCUCGAAGCCUAUGUUCCGUAUGCAAUUCUCCGUUCAAUUUAUAGCCAGUACUACUCAAAUUCUCCAUCCAUGACUCUGGCACUACUAAGUGUCUCACCCCGCCAUUCACCUGCUGUAUCACUGUCUCACACAUCUCCUGCAGUGAACCAUUUUUACGAUAUGGAUAGUGGAAGCCUUCGCAGCACGGAUAAUAAACAUCGAAAUGUUCGCCGCUCUGGGCCUUUGGAUUAUAGUUCAAGCAGAAAAGUUAAACUUGUCGAAGGCUCAACUUCUGGGAGCACAGGUCGUAGUCCACUACCACGGUUUGAAGUCUCAAGAUCUGGGCCUUUAAUGUACAAGUAGAAAACGGUGAAAAUGGCAGGGUCAGGAGUGUUGAUAAAUUAUCAGCUCCUUGUCAAUCAGACAAGUUUUGCAUCCUGUAAAUGUCAUAAUUCUUUGUUCUUAUGUUCCUCGUCGCGCUGCACCUAAUGAUAUAAAUUAAUGCCCUUUGCGAGAGCAAGAUGUUGUGAAUUUAGUUGCUCAGGCCGUAGAAUCAGCACUCCUCGACUUGUGUCAUUUACGAUACACAUGCAGAUAGAAUUUUAU
Molecule: messenger RNA, 4557 nt
Organism: Populus euphratica (Euphrates poplar)
Lineage: Eukaryota; Viridiplantae; Streptophyta; Magnoliopsida; Malpighiales; Salicaceae
Product: protein NAP1
Exons: 24
Coding region: 226-4314 (1362 amino acids)
Biological process (GO): cell morphogenesis; cell migration; cell projection assembly
Cellular component (GO): SCAR complex
Source: RefSeq, a predicted model, not a curated record